Messenger RNA from Trichoderma gamsii, 1203 nucleotides. RefSeq lists its product as hypothetical. Bases 1 to 1203 code for a protein of 400 amino acids. The transcript has a single exon. The record is from RefSeq and is a predicted model, not a curated record. Lineage: Eukaryota; Fungi; Ascomycota; Sordariomycetes; Hypocreales; Hypocreaceae.
AUGGAUCAGAAGUUUAAGCUGGUAGCUCCUCGUGCUAGGUUGACUGAGGAUUAUGGAGAUCCGAUUGAGGAGAUACUCUUUGGCUCUGGGUGGGAUCGCGGCAUUAGAAUCAGAUCAUCCCAUACGGCUGAACGUCUCGUUGACCUGCUUGCCGUUCCUGUUGUGCACAAGGGCGACCGAAAGCCUGCAUCAGUGGAACCUCAAAGCACACCAUGCGCCCAUAGCCAAGAUCAAGGCCGCGAUACGUUAGUGGCUGGAACCAUCAAACGCGAAGCUAGUGUCAAGAUUUCGAAAAGCUAUUCUCUGAAGGAGGCAAACCAGGAAGACGAGACGGAAUAUUUCCGAUCGACCACACUGUCUAAUCUUGCUACGGAACUCAUUCUAGGUAUAAUGAGCCAUAUUGGCGAUAUUGAAGACAUCGUCAGCUUAGGAUUGGCCAAUAAGCGCCUAUGCAGUAUUGCUCAAGCAGAGCUGCGAUCCUAUUUUCCCCAAUAUUUUGCACCAUGGGCCAACGAAAACAUUGUAUGCGUGGGAGAUUACUCGGCUAAAGAUGACUUUCCACCGGGGCUUUUCUCGAAUACAGAAUUGGAAGCCUUGCAGCACGAGGAAAUUGCCACUUUUGACGAGGAAGAAGCAGAAUGGAGAAUCGCAAGUCUGAAUAGGCUCUAUGACUUUACCCAACCCGGUUUAUCGCAUAUUCAGGAACAGCCAAUGGAAGUUUUGUCUUGGAAGACCUGGCGACUGAGGGAUUCUUCUGGGAGACCAAAGAGCGUCAGAGACCCCGCGAUGGACUCUCUCAUCAAAUCGUGUGACAUCUACCGCGACUAUUUCCCCACGGAUCAACCAUGGAUUCUUCGAAACCUUACUAUUAAGCAGUUUGUUCGCGCAGAAGCUAUCGCCUUGAAACCCGAAUUCAUCAAAGGUCCGCGUAUUAUCGGCCUGGGUUUUGGCGAAGUCCUCCUCUCGCGAAUCUCUUGGACAGCAGCAGCCUUGGAAAUAGAUGAUCCAACCACCAUACGCAGAGGAAUAUGGGCGGGACACUGUUUCGACAUCACAACGCUUACCAGACAUGAAAGAAAGACUACUGGUGACGCAGAGUGGACUGACGUAAGUGAUGAAGUUGUAACGGAAAUUGCUACUAUUUGGGAGAGUUACUUCGGCGCCAACUGGCGUGAGACACUCUGUCGGAUAUUUGAAGCUUGA